Gossypium raimondii (Peruvian cotton) is the source of this 1269-nucleotide messenger RNA. RefSeq names its product receptor kinase-like protein Xa21. The record is from RefSeq and is a predicted model, not a curated record. Gene Ontology annotation, biological process: protein phosphorylation. The coding region runs from base 1 to 645 and encodes 214 amino acids. The transcript is spliced from 2 exons. Gene Ontology annotation, molecular function: ATP binding; protein kinase activity. Lineage: Eukaryota; Viridiplantae; Streptophyta; Magnoliopsida; Malvales; Malvaceae.
AUGUAUAGAAGAUGCCAAAGAAGGCGUACAGCUCUACCAAUUAAAGAUGAUUUGUUGUCUUUGAAGACACCGAGAAGAAUUUCACAUGCUGAACUUUCACGAGCAACUAAUGGAUUUGAGGAAAGCAAUAUGCUUGGUUCAGGGAGUUUUGGAUAUGUAUAUAAAGGGAGGCUUUCAGAUGGAAUGGAAGUUGCAAUAAAAGUUUUCAAUUUGCAAAUAGAGGGAGCAUUUAGGAGUUUUGACAUUGAAUGUGAUGCUAUGCGUAAUAUAGUUCAUCGUAAUAUUGUGAAGGUCAUUACUUGCAGCUCAAGUGUUGACUUCAAAGCCUUGGUGCUUGAUUACAUGUCUAAUGGAAACCUUGAGAAAUGGUUACAUUCUGAAAAUUGUUUCCUUGAUAUCAUACAAAGGGUCGACAUAAUGAUAGAUGUUGCGGUAGCUAUAGAACAUCUCCACAAUGGACAUCCAACACCUAUAAUUCACUGUGACAUAAAACCAAGCAAUAUUUUACUAGAUGAAGACAUGGUUGCACAUGUUGGAGAUUUUGGCGUUGCCAAAUUGUUGGGAGAAGGUGAAGUAAUGAAGCAAACCUUGACUCUUGCAACUAUCGGAAUUUGGAUCAGCAGGAAUUGUUUCUAUAAAAUCUGACGUCUAUAGUUAUGGGAUCGUCCUUAUAGAAACUUUCACAAAGAAAAAGCCAACUGAUAAUGUUUUUGUUGAAGAAGAGACUAUAAGGCAUUGGAUGGAAAGUUCAUUGCCUAAAGGAGCGAUAGAAAUUGCAGAUGUUGUGGUUGAGCUGAAGAAAAUCAAACAAAGGUUGGUAAACAACAUCCAACAUUGUUAACAGAGAUGGUGAGUAAAGAUUGUGGUUAUUAAUUCACACUUAAUUUUAUCUUUUAUUCAACAUUUUUCAUCUAUUCUGGAAUUUAAUCAUAUAAACUAUUUUUUUUCUUUUGCUCUCACGUAGUAGGCUCUCUUCAAAAUUCAAACUUCUUUUGCAAAAUCAAAAUGGAAACCAAUAAAAUAAGCAACAAGCCUUCCCAUGAAUUACGAUUUAUGGUAGCUUUUGGACAUCAAGUUAUUUUCCUUGUUAGAUUGGAUUUUCUUAGUUUCUUUUUCCAUUUACGGUAUAAUUUUAUUUUAAUCUUUUGCCAAAGAUUUUAUUAGUGGCAAAGCCAGAAAAUCCUUUUAGGGGGUGAAAUUAAAUUGUAAUUUUUACUAUAGUAAAAAUGUAAUUUCACCAUUUUAAUAGCCUAUAUUUUUUAUAAUUUC